Messenger RNA from Podarcis raffonei (Aeolian wall lizard), 2390 nucleotides. RefSeq names its product oocyte zinc finger protein XlCOF22-like. Gene Ontology annotation, molecular function: DNA-binding transcription factor activity; RNA polymerase II cis-regulatory region sequence-specific DNA binding. Gene Ontology annotation, biological process: regulation of transcription by RNA polymerase II. Lineage: Eukaryota; Metazoa; Chordata; Lepidosauria; Squamata; Lacertidae. The transcript is spliced from 2 exons. Bases 1 to 1356 code for a protein of 451 amino acids. The record is from RefSeq and is a predicted model, not a curated record.
AUGGGUAGGAGGCGGGGGAAUGUAAGGAGUGUAGAAAGAGUUUCACUGAUAUUGGAAAACUUAGAAUACAUCAGCAGAUUAACAUGGGCAAGAAAGGAUUCAAAUGCAUGCAGUGUGGGAAGAACUUCAGUCAGAGUGGAUCCCUCAAUAUACAUCAACGUAUUCACACAGGAGAGAAACCAUACAAAUGUAUGGAGUGCGGAAAGAGCUUUAGUCAGAGUGGACACCUCAAUUUACAUCACCAGACUCACACAGGGGAGAAACCAUUUAAAUGUAUGGAGUGUGGGAAGAACUUCAGUCAGAGGGGAUCCCUCAAUAUACAUCAACGUAUUCACACAGGAGAGAAACCAUACAAAUGUAUGGAGAGUGGAAAGAGCUUUAGUCAGAGUGGACACCUCAAUUUACAUCACCAGACUCACACAGGGGAGAAACCAUUUAAAUGUAUGGAGUGCGGAAAGAACUUCAGUCAGAGGGGAUACUUUACAUCAACGGACUCAUACAGGCGAGAAACCAUUUAAAUGCAUGGAGUGUGGAAAGAGCUUUAGUGAUAUUAGAAACUGUAGAAAACAUCAACAGACUCACACAGGGGAGAAACCAUUUAAAUGCAUGGAGUGUGGAAAGAGCUUCAGUUUCAAUGCAGAACUUAGAAGACAUCAACGGACUCACAGAAGAGAGAAACCAUUUAAAUGUAUUGAGUGUGGAAAGAGCUUCGGUUUCAAUGCAGAACUUAGAAGACAUCAACGGACUCACAGAGGGGAGAAACCAUUUAAAUGUAUGGAGUGUGGAAAGAGCUUCAGUUUCAAUGCAGAACUUAGAAGACAUCAACGGACUCACAGAGGAGAGAAACCAUUUAAAUGUAUGGAGUGCGGAAAGAGCUUUAGUGAUAAUGCACACCUUAGAAAACAUCAACAGACUCACAGAGGGGAGAAACCAUAUAAAUAUAUGGAGUGCGGAAAGAGCUUCAGUCUGAGUGGACACCUCAAUAUUCAUCUACAGACUCACACAGGGGAGAAACUGUAUAAAUGUAUAGAGUGUGGAAAGAGCUUUUGUGAAACUGGAAAGCUUAGAAGACAUCAACGGACUCACACAGGGGAGAAACCAUUUAUAUGUAUGGAGUGUGGAAAGAGCUUUUGUGAAACUGGAAAUCUUAGAAGACAUCAACGGACUCACACAGGGGAGAAACCAUAUGAAUGUAUGGAGUGCGGAAAGAGUUUCAGUCAGAAUGGAGACCUUAGAUUACACCAGCGGACUCACACAGGGGAGAAACCAUUUAAAUGCAUGGAGUGCGGACAAAGCUUCAGCCAUAGUGGAAAUCUUAGAAAACAUCAGCAGACCCACAUCAGAAAAGCCAGUUAAAUGUUUGGCCUCUGGAAGGAGCUUCAGUCACAGUAGACUCCUUGAUUUACAUUAACAAACUCACAUAAGAGACAAACCAUAUAAUUGUCAGGAAGUUAGAUAGAGGUGGAGGUCCAGUACUUGUGGAAGUUCUAAAUCAACAGACUCAUGCCCAGGUUGAACUUUAAGAGUUAAAACCCUACAAACCAUCAACAGACAUGAGGAGAAGCAGUUUAAAUGGAAAGAUUACAGAAAGUGAUUUAAUUAUAAUGGAAUGUUUAAGAAACAUCUAGGGACUCUCACAAGGGAGAACCCAUUUAGAUGUAUGGAGUGUGGGACAUGUUCCUCUCAGAGUCCACUCUUCUUCCCAGCAAUGAUCUCCAAAGAAAUCCAUAUUCCUGCUUCAGGGCCAGCUGAGUCUGUUUCUCUUGUCCUUAUCUCUUAGCUAGGUAACUCCUGUCUAAUCUGCUCUGUAUCAGUGUCACUCCCUGCUUCUGAGACCACUGCAAAAGAGGAGGGUCAAUUCCCCCCCUCCAGCUCCCGGGAAAGCUGAUCUGCCUGAGAAUGCAUUCCUACAUACUCAGCUUCAGACCAUUCCCUGACGCAUUGCGAGAACCCUUGAAAAAGAAGUGAUUUGGCUCACCAUUGGAAGCUAAGACCCCUAAAAGGUUGAAUAUGAAAGAUACGUGGUUGAAGUAUAAUGCUAUUCUGAUGGAAGUAGGGGACCUUGUGAUCCGUUGAAAGAUAAAUUAGAUGAUAGGUUCCAGUACAUCCAGAUAAAUGAAGUGUUUAAAAUGGAUAAGAAAAUUGGUUUUCAAAGAGAGAAAUCAAAACUGGAAACGGAAUUAUUAGAUACAAAACCGAAAAACCUAUCUAAGAUGUAUAAUUUAUUGCUGGAAUGGCGUACAAAAGAUGUACAAGUGAAAUCUGUAACGAUUGAAUGGGCCAGGCAUGUGGGGCACAAUAUCAUGAUGGUGGAUUGGGAGAAAUUGUGGAAAAAGGAAUCAAAUUUACAGCUUGUAAUGUAUUAAGAGAAAAAUGGGUGAAAAUGAUGU